Molecule: messenger RNA, 1135 nt
Organism: Cajanus cajan (pigeon pea)
Lineage: Eukaryota; Viridiplantae; Streptophyta; Magnoliopsida; Fabales; Fabaceae
Product: glutathione S-transferase L3
Biological process (GO): protein glutathionylation
Molecular function (GO): glutathione transferase activity
Source: RefSeq, a predicted model, not a curated record
UGGAAAGUUAUGUCAUGGGUGACGACGCGACAUCUGACACGAGUUCUAUAAAAGGGCCAAACUUGCUUGAACUUAGACACAAUUCUGAUUCUGUCCAUCCAAGACUUCAGAUUCGGUGAAGAACAGAUUCUAUGGCAACUCUUGGCGUUCGUCCUCCCCCGUUAACUUCCACCGCCAACCCACCUCCUCUCUUUGAUGGCACCACCAGGUUGUACAUCAGUUACUCUUGCCCCUAUGCACAACGUGUAUGGAUCACUAGGAACUACAAGGGGCUACAAGACAAGAUCAAUUUGGUCCCCAUAGACCUUGGAGACAGGCCAGCGUGGUAUAAGGAGAAAGUCUACCCCGAAAACAAAGUGCCAUCCUUGGAGCACAAUGGCAAGGUAUUGGGAGAAAGUCUUGAUUUGAUCAAAUAUGUAGAUGUGAACUUUGAAGGGACGCCUUUGUUUCCCAGUGAUCCUGCCAAGAAAGAGUUCGGUGAGCAAUUGAUAUCCCAUGUUGAUACAUUCAACAAAGACCUUUUCACUUCAUUGAAAGGGAAUCCUGUACAGGAAGCCAGCCCUGCUUUUGAAUACUUGGAGAAUGCUCUUGGUAAAUUUGAUGAUGGGCCAUUCUUGCUUGGUCAAUUCAGUUUGGUGGAUAUUGCCUAUGUUCCAUUUGUUGAAAGAUUCCAAGUUGUCUUUGCCGAGGUGUUCAAGCAUGACAUCACAGAAGGAAGGCCUAAACUUGCAACAUGGUUUGAGGAGUUGAACAAGAUCGAUGCUUAUACAGAGACAAGAGUUGAUCCUCAAGAAAUUGUUGAUCUUUUCAAGAAACGUUUUCUGCCUCAACAGUGAACUUUGGAUUACUGCAAGCUUCCUCUAAGAUGUAAACUGUGCCAAUAAAACGUCCUGUUCAUUCAUGGAUGCAUCUUCAGUCGAAUAUGGUUGUGUUUAUCUUCUAGUAUUGCAGGAUAGUUUGAGGUCAUAAUUAUGUAUUUAUUAUGUUUUACUUUUGAGCUUGUUUGUUUGAUGUCGUAAUAUUGUUUAUGUACCAGCUUGUGUGAUGGCUGAGCAUUAUGGUAUUUGUUAUCCUACUUGAACUAUGUUAUUAUAACGUAAUAUAAACUUUUCAGUCAGAAGCAGGUUCCUCGGUA